This is a messenger RNA of Loa loa (African eye worm), 201 nucleotides long. RefSeq lists its product as hypothetical. The record is from RefSeq and is a predicted model, not a curated record. NCBI's taxonomy places the organism in Eukaryota, Metazoa, Nematoda, Chromadorea, Rhabditida, Onchocercidae. The transcript has a single exon. The coding region runs from base 1 to 201 and encodes 66 amino acids.
AUGCGACGUAAACCUGAAAUUUGCGUUAUUUACACACGAUAUUGCGCUGCAAUAGUGGCACUUCGCAGGUCACCGUCGCCACAUGCGAAGCCGCGCGACAUUGUUGCGUUGCGGGUGGCGCUGCGCAACUGCGUCGUGUCAUGGGAGGGAGUUCAGUUGUGCGAGGGGCGGGUCAAAUUUAUUCCGAAACAUAAAAUAUGA